Molecule: messenger RNA, 3772 nt
Organism: Bicyclus anynana (squinting bush brown)
Lineage: Eukaryota; Metazoa; Arthropoda; Insecta; Lepidoptera; Nymphalidae
Product: enoyl-CoA hydratase domain-containing protein 3, mitochondrial
Exons: 7
Coding region: 133-969 (278 amino acids)
Cellular component (GO): mitochondrion
Molecular function (GO): hydro-lyase activity
Source: RefSeq, a predicted model, not a curated record
UUGACAGGCCAAUUUGUUUUGAUGUUUUAAAUUUUGAAGGUUAUUUUCAUGUUAGUUUGAUAAUUGAUAAGUAUUUAAAUACAUAUCAGAGUUUGUGAUACUUACAACUUGUAAUUAAUUUACUUAUUUGAAAUGUUAUGUACAAUUCAGAGAAAAAUAGUAAGGCCUGUAUUAGUACUAAGCCGCAAUACACAUAACCAAUAUCUUAUUACAAAUGAUAAUAAUGGCACUAGAGAAAUUAUCCUUAAUCAUGAGAAAACCAAAAACUCACUAUCACUUGAUAUGAUGAAACAUCUUAUUGGUGCAAUUAAUUUGAACAAAGAAGACACUUCAUUAAGGGCUAUAGUUCUAUCAGCCAAUGGAAAUGUAUUCUCAGCUGGUCAUAAUUUGAAGGAAUUGCAAAUGUCUUCAGGGAUUGAGCAACAUAAACUGGUGUUCAGUACAGCAACUGAAUUAAUGAAAUCUAUUAUCCAAAGUCCAGUGCCAGUUAUAGCAAAGGUAAACGGAUUUGCAACUGCAGCAGGAUGUCAGUUGGUGGCCACUUGCGAUAUUGUGAUAUCCUCAGACACAAGCAAGUUUUCUACGCCAGGAGCCAACUUUGGAAUAUUUUGCUCAACGCCAGGAAUCGCUGUGGGUAGGAGUGUGCCCAAGUCUAGAGCCAUGUACAUGCUAUUAACUGGUGAACCGAUUACUGCAAAAGAAGCAUACGAAAGCGGUCUCGUCACAAAAGUGGUGGCCGCUGACAAAUUAGACGAAGAAGUGAACAAAACUAUUGAGCAGAUUAAAAGAAAAAGCCGCAGUGUCAUCACACUGGGAAAGGAGUUCUUCUACAAGCAAAUAGAUCUGAGUGUUCUCGAAGCUUACCAAUUAGGCGAAGAAAUAAUGGUAACAAAUAUCAAUACUGAUGACGGACAAGAAGGAAUAAAGAGUUUUGUUGAAAAGCGGAAAGCUACUUGGAGUCAUAAAUAAGGAAUUUUUGGGAGGAGUCAUUUUUUAAUGAAUCAAAGAUAUACACGUUAGGUUGACCUAUACUCGUUAUUAACUUGGACCGCCGGUCAUAAAUUAUAAAAGACCGGUGGACCGGAAUCAUGGUGAGAAAAUCAGUUCUUUAAUUUUACAUGAACCGUGAUAGUGGAGUAAAAUCCGAGAAAAGAGAAGACUUCGGCACAACUGGCAAAAUUAGUGACGGACACUUAUAAAAUGCGCUACUAAAAAACUUGAAAAAAUCCUUAAAAUGACAAACCAACUAACAUCUCUAUAAACAAUUCUAAACUUAUGUCACCUAUGGGAAUGUUACCAAAAAUUAUUAUUUAGCAAAACAUCAACACCUUCCACCUAUCAGAACUGAAACUAAAUGGGCGCGAACUAAUGAAGAGAAAGCCAAAGCUUUUGCAGAAAGUCCUUGAUAAACCAAAAAUUGAUGUUUUGCCCAGGAACUGCAAUCAUGCUUGCCAAGCUUCUCCCUACCACACUGAUUGCGUUAUGGUUCAUUUACACGAGCAGCAACUGCUACCGACGACUGCAGUUGACUGCAGUCGGCGACUGCCACCAAAACCUCGCCGACUGCAGUCGUCGGUAGCAGCUGCUGCUCGUGUAAAUGAACACUUACUAAUAAUACGCCAUUGAAUUAUUUUCAUAACAUUACAUUCAACACUUACUUUGUCAUUUUAUAAAGUUUUGGUCCAACAAGUCUAAAAAUUAUUAAGUGACCAUUAAGAAUUUAUUUUUGUAUGUAAUUUGUUGUUAAGUAUUUUUGUAUGUAAUUUGUUAUUGUUGUUAAGUUAAAUAAAAAUCCAUGAUUAUUUACACCUAUAUUUAUUCGCUACUAUAAAUUACCUUUAGUGUAUAUUAUCCAAAGCAAGAAUAUUAUCUGAAAGCAUAUUUCCGUCACGUACACAUCAAAAUAUUUGGCCAAACAUUUUACAGUAUAUACAUUUAAAUGUUACAUUUUAUUCAUUCGAUAAAUAUGCGAAAAGAUAUACCCACAACAUAUAGCUUUAUAAAUGUACGAAAGUUAUUAUAAAAGUGCAGUAAAUAGUUUCCAGAAACAAUAAUAACAUCCAAUAAAAUAAAAUUAAUUAAAUAUGUAUUACUAACUAUAAUCUAAUGAAAUGUUUUUUUACUGUAUUUAGAGUUAGAGGAACAGAAAACUUGCUUAUUGUCAAUAAUAUAAUUCAUGAACGGAAACAUGUCUAUAAUAUGGGCAGCAAUAUUUUUAAGUCUGACUACAAAAUUACAUUAUAUUUUGUGGAAAUAAAUCAAUAGAUUAGGUACCACUCACAAUUAAUUUAUAUUGUCAAAGCAAAUUUUUUAUCGUUUUAGGUCACUACGGACAAAAUAGUAUAAACCACUGACAUGAUUAAGGAUUUCUGUGCAGUCACUUAUUGUUCAUACAAGACUGAGUAAUCAACCUAUAGCUGAGCAAUAUCAAUAAACGUCUGUGGCGCGCAAUGGCGUACAAUCCGUGACAGUAUUAGGAUAUUGUCAUAUUGUCCAUUAUAUAGCACAUUAUUGUAGCGGCCGGCAAGAGGCAUUGAUGGACGACCGUGAACAAUAGUUUUUUACCCGCCAAAGUAUUUUUUUUUCACUAAACAGUUUUCUAAUGUGCAAGCCAGUUCGAAAUUUAAAUUAAACCUUUGAUAAGUUACCUAUUUGGUCGCCAUGUUGCAGAGUAGAAGAUCGUUCCAAUUUUAAAUUACACGACACGACUGAUAUGGAUUUUCAUACAAUAAUUGCCGGCCGCUGCUCGACUAGUACAGCAAGUUCGAUUUAUCUCGAAGAAGGUUGUCAAUAAUGCUUCCAAGCAUGUUUGAGAAAAACUAAAUUUUUUGAAUUGUCCUUGCGCUUGACUACCCACGCCUGAUUGAAAGUAAUGAGUAGGUCUAAGCGUUGGAGUUGGAGGGUAUUCACCUAUAAUUUUAACAAGAACAUUGAAGGUGUUCAAAUGUUUGGUAAAAAAUCUUAUAGGUGACGGGAAACUGGCGUAACACUAGCUUUUUUUAGUUCACAGUUCGCAGAAUUUACGUCACGCAUGCACCUACUGUACUUAGUAGAUACUUUGUAUUUAGUACCUCUUUUAGUACACAUCUUUAAAGUACAAAAAGGUUCGACUUCGCCAAACUGAAAAGAAUGGCUAUCAUCAGUAAAGGGAAGAAUUUGCUUUGCCUGUCACAAUGAAUACAACAUGACAUAAAAAUCAGAAAGAAAAUUAAUUCUGAGUUUAAUAGAAAUAUAACAAAAUCUUUGCUAUUACCACAAAAUACUAUAGCGAUUGAAAUAGACAAUAUAUUUGAAAAAAAAUACACCAUUUACAUAUUCGCAGUGGCUUGUCUGCAGUCUUUUUAAAAUAAUCGUGAGGUAAUUUUGUAUUGCAGUCUACAGUAAUGCUUUGGCUACUAUAAAUAAGGAAAUAUGUAUGGCAAAUUUAUUACGCAUUAUUAUUGGCUACGCAGUACGGCUGCGCAAUAUACGAUUUUAGGUAUCAGCGUCAACGAAGGGGCUCGGCGACAGGACAUAACGACCUGCGCGUAGCGACACCGCAGUUAAUUCCGUGACGUCAUAAAGAUUGCAUCGGACUAUACCGAAUUUUUAGAUGCAUCAUUUAGAUAUCAGCGGUAACGUAUUGGCGCAACGACAGGACAAUAACGACCUGCGCGUAGCGACACCGCAGCUUAAUUCCGUGACGUCAUGAAGAUUGCAUCGGGCUAUACCGAAUUUUUAGAUGCAUCAUUUAGAUAUAAGUGGUGACGUAGGGGCGCGACGGCAGGACAUA